Molecule: messenger RNA, 360 nt
Organism: Cetraspora pellucida
Lineage: Eukaryota; Fungi; Glomeromycota; Glomeromycetes; Diversisporales; Gigasporaceae
Source: the annotation of a GenBank genome assembly
AUGCCACCUAGACAACAUUAUGAAUCAGGUGAAAUUCCUGAACAUGAUGACUAUAGUUACGAUAAUGAUUCUGUUUCUGGUCCUAGCAAUUUUAACCAAGAACAUAAUACCAGUAACAUUGAGGGUGAUGAAAGCAAUGAUGAUAUGCAAAGUGAUAAAAGUGGUGAUGAAAAUGUACAAAGUGAUGAAAGCGAUCAAGAAAAUGAAAUUAAUGAAAUGGACAAUACUUGUCCUAAAGAACCUAAUAACAAAAAUACAAAAGAUGCAGUUAAUGACCCUAUCAGGGAAAUUUUUAACCUUGAUGUCAAUCAGCCUGUUCCUCAAGAUAUCAGACAUACCCCUCAUUCUAAUGAAAAAUGA